AUGAAAUAUGACGACGAAGAGGAACCUGACGAGGAGUACACGCAUGUUGACCCGAUGACAUAUGAAGACGCAAAUGCAUGUGACGCGGAGGUUUUCGAGUUAUUUACGAAAACUCUCUCCAAAUAUUCUCUAUUCACACUUCCACGGGGCCCAGAAGACUACAAGAAUUGGGCUUUUAGCGAACUCAUAGAUAAAGUGUAUUCUGUAAAAGUCAGCUGCGUAGGGCGCCGAAACCACCAACAACAAGAAGUUUAUCUUACCUUAACAGGACUCAAAAGGUGGAUGAUCCGUAUAUAUAAGAAGACAUUCGGCUGGGAUAUGGCGAGCCUGAAGGCACAUUUCAAUUUGCGAGGAGCUUUCAGAGCUUGA
Messenger RNA from Sclerotinia sclerotiorum 1980 UF-70, 369 nucleotides. RefSeq lists its product with no specific name. Lineage: Eukaryota; Fungi; Ascomycota; Leotiomycetes; Helotiales; Sclerotiniaceae. The record is from RefSeq and is a predicted model, not a curated record. The transcript has a single exon. Bases 1 to 369 code for a protein of 122 amino acids.